Molecule: messenger RNA, 4504 nt
Organism: Athene cunicularia (burrowing owl)
Lineage: Eukaryota; Metazoa; Chordata; Aves; Strigiformes; Strigidae
Gene: SLC9A3
Product: solute carrier family 9 member A3
Exons: 17
Coding region: 131-2935 (934 amino acids)
Biological process (GO): sodium ion transport; proton transmembrane transport; regulation of pH
Cellular component (GO): brush border membrane; apical plasma membrane
Molecular function (GO): sodium:proton antiporter activity
Source: RefSeq, a predicted model, not a curated record
GGGACCGGACCGCCGCCCGCACUCCCCGGCCGCGUCCCCGCGAAGGGACAAGGAGCUCGCCCCCAGGGACCUCGGGAGAGGCGGGAUCUCUGCGGGAAGGGGAAGCAGGAUUUCGCGGUGUGGCUGGGAGAUGAGGCAGGUGCCCGGAGCGGGGUCCCUCCUGGGGCUGAUGGCUCUCCCAGCGGCGCUGGGACAGAGGAGCUCGGGAAGCUCUAUAAAUAGCAGCCAGCCUCAAAGCUUUGCCAUCGUCUCUUUCAAGUGGGAUCACGUCAAGGACCCUUAUAUCAUUACACUCUGGAUACUUGUGGCCAGCUUGGCCAAAAUCGUUUUCCACUUGUCCCACAAAGUCACUCGGGUGGUUCCAGAGAGUGCUCUGCUGAUUGUUCUUGGUCUCCUCCUCGGUGGCAUUGUAUGGGCAGCAGAUCACAUUGCCUCCUUCACCCUUACACCAACUGUAUUUUUCUUCUAUUUGCUGCCCCCCAUUGUUUUGGACGCUGGAUAUUUUAUGCCAAAUAGAUUGUUCUUUGGAAACCUUGGUUCCAUCCUUUUGUAUGCUGUUAUUGGGACAGUCUGGAAUGCUGCCACAACCGGUUUAUCUCUGUACGGUGUCUAUCAGACAGGAAUAAUGGGCCAGCUGAAUACUGGACUGCUGGACUUCCUUCUUUUUGGAAGCUUAAUUGCUGCUGUGGAUCCUGUAGCUGUUCUAGCAGUGUUUGAAGAAGUUCAUGUCAACGAAGUUCUAUUCAUCAUUGUUUUUGGAGAAUCACUUCUGAAUGAUGCUGUAACUGUGGUGCUGUACAAUGUGUUUGAAUCUUUUGUUACAAUAGGUCAAGACAGUGUGACGGGGACUGAAUGUGCCAAAGGCAUAGUGUCAUUCUUUGUGGUAAGCCUAGGUGGGACACUGGUUGGCAUUUUCUUUGCAUUUCUGCUCUCAUUGGUCAGUCGUUUCACCAAACAUGUGAGAAUCAUUGAACCUGGAUUUGUGUUCAUCAUAUCCUACCUGUCCUACCUCACAGCAGAGAUGCUUUCUCUUUCUGCUAUCCUUGCGAUAACUUUCUGUGGCAUCUGCUGUCAGAAAUACGUCAAGGCUAACAUAUCUGAACAAUCUUCUACAACUGUCAGAUAUACCAUGAAAAUGAUGGCCAGUGGAGCAGAAACUAUUAUCUUCAUGUUCCUGGGAAUUUCAGCUGUAAAUCCAGACAUCUGGACUUGGAAUACAGCUUUUAUUCUGUUGACUCUGGUCUUCAUCUCGGUAUAUAGAGUAAUUGGUGUAGUUUUACAGACAUGGAUUCUUAACCACUACAGAAUGGUCCAGCUGGAGAUAAUAGACCAGGUGGUGAUGUCAUAUGGUGGACUACGUGGAGCAGUUGCUUUUGCUCUGGUUGCACUUCUGGAUAAGGACAAAGUGCAUGAGAAAAACCUGUUUGUCAGCACAACUAUCAUUGUUGUAUUUUUUACUGUUAUUUUCCAGGGGCUGACUAUCAAGCCUUUGGUACAAUGGCUGAAAGUGAAGAAAACUGAACACAGAGAGCCAAAACUGAAUGAGAAACUACAUGGCAGAGCCUUUGAUCACAUUCUUUCUGCUAUAGAAGAUAUUUCUGGACAAAUAGGACAUAAUUAUCUGAGAGACAAGUGGUCCAAUUUUGAUAGGAAAUUCCUCAGUAAAGUACUGAUGAGAAGGUCUGCUCAAAAAUCAAGAGACCAGAUCCUUAAUGUUUUCCAUGAACUCAACUUGAAGGAUGCAAUUAGCUAUGUGGCUGAGGGAGAACGUAGAGGUUCCUUGGCAUUUAUACGUUCUCCAAGUACAGACAACAUGGUAAAUGUGGAUUUCAGCACACCACGUCCGAGUACUGUGGAAAGCUCUGUCUCUUAUUUACUAAGAGAAAAAGCUGGACCAGUUUGCCUUGACAUGCAAGCUUUAGAGCAGAGGAGGAAAAGUAUCCGGGACACAGAAGACACAGUCGCUCAUCAUACCCUACAACAGUACCUGUAUAAACCCAGGCAGGAGCACAAACACCUGUACAGUCGACAUGAGAUCAUGCACAAUGAAGAUGAGAAACAAGACAAGGAGAUCUUCCAUAGGACAAUGAGGAAGCGCUUAGAAUCUUUCAAGAGUACCAAACUAGGAAUAAACCAUUCCAAGAAGCUCAAUAAAAUCCACAAGCGGGACCGGGGCCAAAAAAGGCGAAACAGCAGCGUCAUACCAAAUGGAAAAAUACCUUCAGAAAAUCCAGUACAAGAUUUUACUUUGAAGGAAAAAGAUUUGGAGUUUUCUGAAUCAGAAGAAAAUAAUGAUUAUGAAACUUUGCAUCUAGGCAAAGGAGUUGACUUCCUUGCUAACGUGACGAAGCAAAAUUUCACAGAUACUCCUACUGGAACUGGUGAUAUGGACCAUGAUGUUGAAAUGACAGAAUAUUCCUCUUCAGAUGACCAACUCAACCAAAACCAAAGUGUUUCAGUGACUCCCCUCCACUUCUUCCCAUCAUGUCUUCAAAUGCCUUGGACACAAAACCAUUCUUCAUUGGAAAACAGAGGGAAUAUAUCUCUUUCUACUGUCUCUGAGUACAUAGCUUCUUGUGACCCAAAUGUACCUGAUUUCUUCUGGGAAGCAGGUACUGACAUGAAUAACAAAGAGACAGUCAACUCAGGUUAUGGUUCUGAAGUUAGCUACAAGUCAGAGAAUUCACAAGAAGAGAAUUCUCUACUUAUGUUUGAAGGACUGGAAGACUCUUACAUGAAGGAGCCCCAAGAGAAGAAAAUGUUGCUUGAUGUACAAGGAAAUUACAGAUCUGCUGCAGCCAGACGUGUACAAAGCCGACGUUCUUUUCACAGGCCAAAACCUCUGCAACAUCCUAAGCUUCAGAAGCUAGCAUCGCUUCCAGCAUCUUGCCAUGUCCCUCCACAUUCUCUGGAACAAGAGGAAACACAGUUGUGAGCCAGGACUUGCUUGAAAGGAGAAGAUAAGACAGAAUAACUUGGACAAAGGGCUUCUGUAAAAAUAGAGAGCAACCUAUUGGUUCAAGGGUUCUGCUCUAGAAUGUUUUCAGAUGGCAAGGGAGUGGAGUCCCAUCGUAUCAGAAACAAUGGAGCUUUUCUGCUGCACUUACAUUUUUAAGUUCUCAUUCAUAAUGAAAGGGUGCAUUGUGAAGGGGAAAUAUGCCUUGUUAUUUUUUCAUGUAGACUGUUACAAAAAAUCAAUAUUAUUUUUGGAGGGCUAAACCAAGAAUCUUUCACAUGGUAAAUCCUUGGUUUUUUACAUGGAAAUGGUUUAUUAUGCCAUUAUGCCAUAAAUACAUCUAAAGAAAUAGGCUGCAUUUUCUGUUUUGGUAAUGGAAUUCAGUAUUUAUGAUGUAUGAAAUUAAUGUAGGAGGAGCCAAUGGUUAGCCUCUUGCUAACUUGCUAAGCUAAGUCUACUCUGAUUGAAAUGGAUCAGUGCCUUUUAUAAGUGCAAACUAAAGAAAAAUAUUUUUCUCCUCUUGAAUAUUUGUGUCACUGAGUAACUGUAGGAUAUUGACACUUUCCGGGGAGAGGAAAGUCUUGGCAUCUUGAAAAUUAAUUAAGGACUCCAGGAAGGCCAUUUCCUUCCUUCACCUUCAUUUCUUCUACUGAGUAGCACUGGAAUGAAAGAACAUCCAGAAUUAGCUCAGAACUUUACUUUGUGUGGUCACAAGCAACUCAUUUCAUAUUUCUAAUUAAGCUGCUCUAUUUUAAAUAGCCUCACUCAGAUAGAAAUGUAAAUAUUCGUAAUUUUGACUGCUGCUUUGGAAGACACCUUCCAAAUUCUCUGUUAGAUUAUUUUGUUAAUUUAUGUAUCACUUUCAACAGUUGAUCAGGAUAAUGGUCUCUCAGAGGCUAUCCUGUGUUUUGCCACAUGGUUUAAGUGCCACAAUGACUCAGGAUGUUGAUGGUUCAAAGUAUUGUACAGUUAGUUUGGCUACUGCGUACGUAUAUACCUGUCUGUGUUAGGAACUUCCUUUAUUCUUUUGUCCCCAGUUUUUUGUUAAAUGAUAGUAGUUAAGAUUGCACUAGACACUUACUGCAUAUUAAUCUGAUCUACGUCACCUUGAAGACAGCUGGAAACAUCAGUGAAAGCCAACUCAGAUGAAAACUAAUAAAGUGAAAACUCUGAGACCUCUCAUGGAUGUAUAAUGCUACAUGCCAGUGUAUAGUCCUCUGGCCUAUCUGUAUUUUGUCUUGGAUGAUUCCAGUCCUGAAAUUUUGGCUUGAAAUUUUCAGUGGUAUAAGUUGAAAAGGUUCUGUGACAUCAGUAGAAGAUGAGUCCUUAGCCACUUCUGUGAUCCUAAUGUGUACCUUAUUUCUAUUUGAUAUCAAGCGUAAACCAUUUGUAAAUGUGCUAAGUCACCUUCAAGGAGGUAUCUGAAUUGCUAAAGACGGGCUCCAACAGAAGCUUUAUUUGAUAAAUUUUACUUUAUAUAUAGGAAUUAGUGUUUGUUUCACUCUACCUACCCUGAUUUUGAAUGGGUUCCAGGUGAUCUGUGUCAGA